This is a messenger RNA of Leopardus geoffroyi (Geoffroy's cat), 10807 nucleotides long. RefSeq names its product tau tubulin kinase 2 (gene TTBK2). Gene Ontology annotation, cellular component: ciliary basal body; nucleus; ciliary transition zone. The transcript is spliced from 15 exons. The coding region runs from base 480 to 4214 and encodes 1244 amino acids. Gene Ontology annotation, molecular function: protein serine/threonine kinase activity; ATP binding. Gene Ontology annotation, biological process: cilium assembly; peptidyl-serine phosphorylation; signal transduction. NCBI's taxonomy places the organism in Eukaryota, Metazoa, Chordata, Mammalia, Carnivora, Felidae. The record is from RefSeq and is a predicted model, not a curated record.
CAGGGCAGGUGGGCUAGGCUGUGUCGGGUUGCGAAGGGGGAGAAUAACGUCGGGUCGGGUCAGCGGGCGCUGCAGUAGUCGCCGCAGCGGCGAUGGGAGCGGUGGGGACGAGGCGGCGGCGGCGGCGGCAGGAGGAGGAGCAGGGGCUGGCACAAGAGCAGCGGCUGGGGGCGGCCAGCAGCAGCAUUAACAGCAGCCGCAGCCGCCGCCGCCGCCAGUAAACGCGGACGGUACCCGAGGGGACUACCCAGCCGGCCGGCCCUCGAAGCCGCGCUCGGCUCCCGCCGCAGUCGGCGGCGGGGGAUGGGCAGGCGGCGGCGGUCCCGCCUGCUGAGGGUUGAUCCCUGUCGGUCCUGGUCCUGAGCUGGAUCCGAGCCCUCCGCCCGAAAUCCCUGCGUCCGCCACGGCCCAGGUUAAAUGGAAACCACCCUUGGGAGCUGGAUGCCUGUAUAACCGUUCUAUCACAUCAGUGAAUUGCAAUGAGUGGAGGAGGAGAGCAGCCGGAUAUUCUCAGUGUUGGAAUCUUGGUCAAAGAAAGAUGGAAAGUGUUGAGGAAGAUUGGGGGUGGGGGCUUUGGAGAAAUUUACGAUGCCUUGGACAUGCUUACCAGGGAAAAUGUUGCACUGAAGGUAGAAUCAGCUCAACAACCAAAACAAGUUCUGAAAAUGGAGGUUGCUGUACUGAAAAAACUACAAGGGAAAGACCAUGUUUGUAGAUUUAUUGGCUGUGGGAGGAAUGAUCGAUUCAACUAUGUGGUCAUGCAGUUGCAGGGUCGGAAUCUGGCAGAUCUACGCCGUAGCCAGUCCCGGGGCACAUUCACCAUUAGCACUACUCUUAGGCUGGGGAGACAGAUUCUGGAGUCUAUUGAGAGCAUCCAUUCCGUGGGAUUCUUGCACCGAGACAUCAAACCAUCAAACUUCGCCAUGGGUCGCUUUCCUAGUACAUGUAGGAAAUGUUACAUGCUUGAUUUUGGCUUGGCUCGACAAUUUACCAAUUCCUGUGGUGACGUCAGACCACCUCGAGCUGUGGCAGGCUUUCGAGGGACAGUUCGUUAUGCGUCAAUAAAUGCUCACCGAAACAGGGAAAUGGGAAGACAUGAUGACCUUUGGUCCUUAUUCUACAUGUUGGUGGAGUUUGUGGUUGGUCAGCUGCCUUGGAGAAAAAUAAAGGACAAGGAGCAAGUAGGCUCUAUUAAGGAGAGGUAUGACCACAGGCUUAUGUUGAAACAUCUCCCUCCAGAAUUCAGCAUCUUUCUGGACCACAUCUCUUCUUUGGAUUAUUUUACAAAACCAGACUACCAGCUUCUGACAUCCGUGUUUGACAACAGCAUCAAGACCUUUGGAGUAAUUGAGAGUGAUCCUUUUGACUGGGAGAAGACUGGAACUGAUGGUUCCCUAACAACCACCACUACUUCUGCCACCCCUCAACUGCACACCCGUUUGACCCCUGCAGCAAUUGGAAUUGCCAAUGCCACUCCCAUCCCAGGAGACUUGCUUCGAGAAAAUACAGAUGAGGUGUUUCCAGAUGAACAGCUUAGUGAUGGGGAGAAUGGCAUCCCUGUUGGUGUGUCACCAGAUAAAUUGCCUGGAUCUUUGGGGCACCCACGUCCCCAGGAGAAGGAUGUCUGGGAAGAGAUGGAUGCCAACAGGAACAAGAUAAAGCUUGGGAUUUGUAAGGCUGCUACUGAGGAAGAGAACAGCCAUGGUCAAGUAAAUGGUAUUCUGAAUGCUCCAAGCCUUGGUUCACCGAUUCGUGUCCGCUCAGAGAUUACUCAGCCAGACAGAGAUGUUCCAUUGGUGCGGAAGUUACGUUCUAUCCACAGCUUUGAGCUGGAAAAACGUCUAACACUGGAGCCAAAGCCAGACACUGACAAGUUUCUUGAGACCUGCCUGGAGAAAAUGCAGAAAGACUCCAGUGCAGGAAAGGAAUCUAUUCUCCCUGCUCUGCUUCAUAAGCCUUGUGUUCCCGCUGUGUCCCGUACUGACCACAUCUGGCACUAUGAUGAAGAAUAUCUUCCAGAUGCUUCUAAGCCUGCCUCUGCCAACACCCCUGAACAGGCAGAUGGCGGUGCCAGCAAUGGAUUUAUAGCAGUUAACUUGAGCUCCUGCAAGCAGGAGGUUGAUUCCAAAGAAUGGGUGAUUGUGGACAAGGAGCAGGACCUUCGGGAUUUUAGGACAAAUGAGGCUUUAGGCCAUAAAACAACUGGGAGUCCUUCUGAUGAGGAGCCUGAAGUACUUCAAGUCCUGGAGGAAUCGCCUCAAGAUGAAAAGCUCCUACUGGGUCCUUGGGCAGAAAGUGAUCAUUUAAAGAAAGAAACCUCAGGUGUGGUCUUAGCACUUUCUGGGGAGUGUCCUGCCACUGCUGUUCCAGAACAGUAUACAGAUAGGCUAGAACUCCAGGCUGGAGCUGCUAGUCACUUUAUUGCAGUGACACCCACGAGUCCAAUGGAGGCGCAAGCAGAAGGACCCCUCACAGCGAUUACAAUUCCUAGACCUUCUGUGGCAUCCACACAGUCAACUUCAGGAAGCUUUCACUAUGGUCAGCAGCCAGAGAGGAGAGACCUUCAGCCUGUUGAGCCCACUGUAGAACUUUACUCUCCACGGGAGAACUUCUCUGGCCUAGUUGUAACAGAGGGUGAACCUCCUAGUGGAGGAAGCAGAACAGACUUGGGGCUUCAGAUAGAUCAUAUUGGUCAUGACUUGUUACCCAGUAUUAGAGAGAGUAACAAAUCUCAAGACCUGGAACCAAAAGACCUCGCUGACCAUAACAGACUGGCUGUGAGAGAAUUUGAGAGUCUCCCUAGAGAAACCGAAGAGAAAAGCAUUCUUCUAGGAUCAGAUAAUGAAGAUGAGAAGUUAAGUAAAGGACAGCAUUAUAUUGAGAUCGCCUCUCUUCCAGGAGACUUGGUAACUGUGGAAAGGGAUCACUCAGCUACUACUGAACCUCUUGAUGUGACAAAGACACAGACUUUUAGUGUGGUGCCAAAUCAAGACAAAAAUCACGAGAUAAUGAAGCUUCUGGCAGUUGGAACUUCAGAAAUUUCUCCACGAGUCAUUGACUCACAUGUUGAAGGACAGAUAGGUCAGGUGGCAGCAAUGCAAAAAAGUAAGCUAUCUAAGGAUGAUGACAUCGGGAGUGAAGACUUGCCAGGUCAUCAGGGAGACGUGUCUACUUUUUUGCACCAAGAGGGUAAGAGAGAGAAAAUUGCCCCUAGAAAUGGAGAAUUAUUUCAUUGUGUUUCAGAGAGUGAACAUUGUCCCCCAUCCCGAAAGGAUGUGGUUAAGUCAUCUUUUGUAACUAGACACAGCCGAAUCCCUGUUUUAGCACAAGAAAUAGAUUCAACUUUUGAAUCAUCCUCUCCAGUCUCUGCAAAAGAAAAGCUCCUCCAAAAGAAAGCUUAUCAGCCAGACCUAGUCAGGCUUCUUGUGGAAAAAAGGCAACUCAAGUCUUUCCUUGGGGACCUCUCAAGUGCCUCUGAUAAAUUGCUAGAGGAGAGACUAGCUACUGUUCCUGCUCCCUUUUCUGAGGAGGAAGUCUUCACUCCCUUUUCAAGACUGGCUGUAGACUCGCACCUGAGCAGAUCAGCCGAAGACAGCUUUCUGUCACCCAUCAUCUCCCAGUCCAGAAAGAGCAAAAUUCCAAGGCCAGUUUCAUGGGUCAACACAGAUCAAGUUAGUACCGCAACUUCAUCUCAGUUCUUGCCUCGGCCACCACCAGGAAAGCCCCCUACGAGGCCUGGAGUAGAAGCCAGGCUCCGCAGAUACAAAGUCCUAGGGAGUAGCAAUUCCGACUCAGACCUUUUCUCCCGCCUGGCCCAAAUUCUUCAAAAUGGAACUCAGAAACCCCGGAGCACUACUCAGUGCAAGAGUCCAGGAUCCCCUCACAAUCCAAAAACACCACCCAAGAGUCCAGUUGUCCCUCGCAGAAGUCCCAGUGCCUCUCCUCGAAGCUCUUCCUUGCCUCGCACAUCUAGUUCCUCACCAUCGAGGGCUGGACGGCCCCACCAUGACCAGAGGAGUUCAUCCCCACAUCUGGGGAGAAGCAAGUCACCUCCCAGCCACUCAGGAUCUUCCUCCUCCAGGAGGUCCUGCCAACAGGAGCAUUGCAAACCCAGCAAGAAUGGCCUGAAAGGAUCCAGCAGCCUCCACCACCACUCGGCCGGCACUAAAGCCCCCCCAGGGAAGAGUAAGUCAGCCACUAAACUCAGCAGAUAGGAGCUGGGCUGCAUCUCUGGGAAAGGUGUGAGGUCUUCCUCCUAAACCUGAUGCAUGUGUGUCCUUGUACUGUCUAUUUAAAAAAUCAGUGUUGAUCUUCUCUUACAAAAGAAAGUAACAUAAAUUAUUUAUAAGAAGACAUAAAUAUAUGAUAAGGAAUUACCUAAGGCAGGCAGCAAGCAGAUCAGGAAUCCAUGCCUUUGCAUAGGAAGGGGCAAUCCAGCAAAAUCCAAGGGGGAGAUUAAAUGAACUCUUAUUUUUUAGCUGCCUUUGAAACAAAGGAGUUAAAGGAAGGAGAUGGAAUAGAAUUUUAAGGGGUUUGGCCUGGUAUGUUUGUUUUUAAGGCAUUGCUCAAAGAUUAUAUAGCAAAAGUGAAACUUCUUGUUUUAAUAUUUUUAUUCAAACUUCCCAACGUGGGAGAGUCAGAAUUGCUCUAAUAUUAGGAUAUAUAACAAGUCUGUUUGCUGGAGACCCAGUGCUCAUACACACAUGGCUUGUGUAUUUAUCUAGUGUAUUGAGAGUUCACACCUUUACUUUGCCUCAUGCCUACUACCCUCCCUGGAUUUCACAGUUUUUAAAGUUAGUGUAUCUCACCUGAUGCAGUCUCUCUAAUUUUAACGAUACAUUCUAAUAUGCUUUCAGCAGGACAUGAUGAAAACUUCAAAUCCAGUUAUUUUUUUUAGUCCCCUAAUAUUUUUCUGUGGAGCGGCAGUUCUUAGUAUAUUUUUAUUGUGAAAAAGAACUACUGAAACUUAGGUAAAGGAAGAAGUCUAAAUAGAGCUACUUUCCAGGCUUCAGUGCUUUAGGGAGAGAGGAACAGAGUGAGGCUAAUACCAUUCAAGACAAAAGAACCCUCUUCCCCUCUGUUUCCUCCUUAUGGAAGGAAGACCGACCAGAGUAGACCUUACUUUCUUAGGUCUUCCGGAUACCAGCUAUUUCCAAUAUCAACCUCCAAGAUGAUACCAGGGAAAUACACUGCUGUGGAGUGUGACUUUAUGCUUUUAGAUAUUUAGAAAGAAAAAUAGAGAGAAAUUAGGUACGUUGUUGAGGCUUAUAAUCCUCAAACUUUGUAUUUUAUACAUUUAGCCAAUAAGGAACAAGUAUCUGGGGAAAUAAAUUUAGGCUCAGUAUUUAUCUUUUAAUGUUUUAUUACCUGCUUCUCUUGUGCUUUAGUUUGAAUAUUUGGGCUUUUGGACCUGAUUUCCUUGUAACCUCAAUUUAUAAAGCUGUGAGGAGGAGCAUAUUCUGAUUUCACUCUUCUAGUAACAGGAAUCAGGCAAAAGUAAAUUAUGCUAGAUUUUUCAAAUGGGCUCUUUUCUACUCUGUAGGUGUUUUGUGUUGUAAAGACCUUAUUGAGGUCAGGUAAAUUGGUCUGCUUGCUGUUGAAAUUUGCCUUCUAGCAAACAUCUGUGCUUUCUCUUUGACCUUGUGUUUGCUGCCAAAGCUUAACAUGGUUGAAUUGGAAAAAAAAAAAAAAAAGAAAAAAAAGAAAGAAAGAAGUGUAUUUCCUCACUAAGUGAAUACAUUCUAAUGCUGCAUCAAAGCUGCCCUGAAGCUGCACUGAACUUCUCUCGUUCUCUUUAUCUGUGUUGAGCUUUUUUUAAAAAACAAAAAACAAAAAACAAAACGAAACUCAAAGCACUCUUGAGUCCUAUACGAUCUCCCAUAAGAAAUGUAGCAUAGUGUGGAAUCUUAAUUUCUCUCCGGUUUCAAGCACUACAGAGGAAUGCAAUAGAUAAGACAUAUUUGCUGUUUAACUAAAGCAACUGUAAUAUUGGAAGACCAGUCCUUCUGUAUUAUAUUGUAUAAUAGUUGCUAUAACACUACUUGCAUGUCUUCAUGGUAAAUGAUAUAAAUAUUUAUAAAUAUAUAGAGAACCAUAUGCUUAUAUAAACUCAUUCUUUCUCAUUCUCCAUUUGUAAUUUCAAGAUCACAGAUGGUGAAAUUCCUUUCUAUUGUGUGCCUCGCGUACACUUGGGCCUUGCCUGUCUUCAUUUUCUGAAAAUAUGUUCUUGGCAUGGGACAUUUCAGAUUCUUCUUGCCUUCUUUGUGUAAUAAUGCAAGGGUUGGCAGCCUUCAAGCCAAGAUAGAUUAUUUAAUUUUCACUUUUAAAAGAUUUUAAUAGGGGAAAAAAUUACCGGGACAUGCUUGUAAUACUCGUUCAAAAAUUUGUCAUGUUAAUCACAUAAUUCUGUCCUUAUGGUUAAAGGGGAUAAACUGGAAUGAUAAUCAUGGGUCUGACAUAAAUUGAUUUUUUUUAAUGUCUUAAAAUUGCCAUUCUUCAUUCCUCUUUUCAUCUCACAAUUUUUUUGGGUGGUGGGGGAGUGGAGUAAGGAAUUAUCUACAAUUCCUUAAUUAUCUACAAUUAAGGAAUUAUCUUUUUUUCUGUUGUAUUAGCUAAAUUGUGCUAAGGGUAGCCAGCUUUAAAUCCUGACCCCUGUCAUCUGAAAUGUGCCAGUCAUUGGGAAAGCUGAUGAGGCUGCAGUUGUGGUGUGUGUGUUGUUUUUAACUGGUGUUUCUCUUCUAGCGGUCAAAACAGUGAUGGCAACAUGGUGAUUGGAUGUUUUCUCUCUAUGGUUUCUUAAUUUUCUCCCAGCUUUUCUACUGUGUUGCCCCCUUUUCUAAAUGGCCCUGACGAACUCCAGAUCCAGAGAGAAAUAGCCUCAGCGUAUAAGAAUAUUUUAUUUUGCAUGUAGAGGAAAGAGUUAACCAAAGAUGUUCUGCUCUGAUACUUUCAAAAGAAAACAGACUAGUUAUCGCUUAAGUAUCAAUAGGUCCACCUAAAAGGACUAGCUGAUACAGCGAUUUACUUCAUGGUUUUUAAAAGCAUAGUUUGUGCUUUUAGAAAUGUUAGAGGUCUCAGGCUAAAAAGAGAAGUUGGCAGCCCUGAGCAAAGCAUUUUUGGCCCAAGGAUUUUUGUUUUUGUUUUAUUUUAAGGUUAUGGUAUGGAGAAUGGGUUGGUUAUUUGUUGUUGUUUUAGUUCCUUCUUUUUUAUUUAUUUUGGUGUGUUUUUUUUUGUUUUGUUUUGUUUUUUUUAGUGUUGGCAUAUUUCAGAUCUCAGUGACAAACACAGAUCAACCAAGCAAUUUUAAAUCAGUUUGGUUAUUCUACCUAAGGAACAUGGCCAUUAAUUAAAAGUCCAGCCAAACUAUACUAAACAUAGUAUGGGGCAAAAGUUAAAAUUCUCUUUUGAAAAUCAAGUGCCUCCUGGUUUCUCUUCUCACAACAAAAUGGCAAACCCUAGUCACACUUGCCCUUACACCGUCAUGUCUAGUCUCUGGAAUUAUGUGUGGAGCAGGAAAUGGAUUAGCACUAGCUCAUUCCCGGUAGGUAGCAUUCUUCUUACAUUAUGCUGCCAAAUCUCCAGGGUAUACAGACUGUUUGAAAUAUUAAAGUUUCACCUGAGAAUCUUUUGCGCAGCAUAAAGGCAUUUAACUUUAAUGUAUAGUGAACAAAGGAAAAUUGGAUCAAAUCAGGCGUAAGCUUAAAGCACAGCAUGUAAACAUCUUUGAAUGGUAAGUCUCAGGCAGGUGCCCUUAUUCCCAACUUGGUAUGCAAGCUGGCCUUGCUGACGAAGGGCACCAUCAUAUUUACUGUUUCUUAAGUUGCAUGUUGUGAAGGGAAUGUUUUUUGUAAAAGUUGCCAAGUCAGUCCAGUUCUAAAUAAGUAGCAAAAUGGUCAUUGAUACCACUGUUGUCAUUCUCCACUUUGUAUUAUUUGCUUUAAAAUACUAAGCAAAUCUGAGCUGCUUCCUGAUUCAGUGGACUAGUUGUGCAGUAUCUCUUUCUUUUCAGCUCCCAGCCACUAGGGGAACUUGAAGUUCUUUGGUCUUCAUCAGAGAUUCCUUCCAGGCUACACAUUUUUAUGCAAAUAUUUCUAUGGUUGCAUUCAAUCUACAAGGAAAAAGUGUACAUUGGUGCAUGUUUGAUAAACCCACACGCAGACACUUAAAACUAUAAUUAGUUUUUCUAUACCCCAUAGUUUUGAAUUAAAAACAGAUGCUUUUCCCCCAGAGGGUUCUUUGUUCUAGGAACUACAUUCUGAAUCUAACAUUAGGCACUGGUGAAAGGAGAAACAGGAUUGGGAAUUCAGAAUUUAGUGACUUAGGGAAAAAAAAUGCAUCUUAUUCUGGCUAUUUGAAAAUAUAUUUAUUUGUAGAUAAGUCUAGAUUUAGUCUUGGGAGAUCAAAGUUUUUUACAUCUUAAAACUUUUUUCAUUCCCUUAGAUCUGUCCAAACAUGUCAUAUGUUAGCGAACCAUUUCUUCUCUCGUGUUCAUGUAUUUUGGAAUUAACUUGUUUGCAUUCACUGUUUUAUAUUCUGCCCAUUUCUGUUUAUGUGCAUUUACCACAGAUGUUUUGGGACGUUGCCUAAACGGAGACAUAUUUUGGCACCUGUAUCACUGAGGAGAUAGAAUGGUUGAUGACAGUGGCAUUGUUUAACUUUCUUGAGUUUGGGUCUGUACAGUUUAUUUGCAGAAGAGCUACUCAUCUAUGUUUUAACACAAAAAGUAUUACAGGAUUGAGGCACGUAACCACAGUGGUAGUCGUCAUAUGUCAAUAUUUACCCAAGUUCUGAAUCCAGAGGUGCAGAUUUAGACCUUAACUUACAGAAGGGAACAUGCAGCGGCUGCAGUCCUCAGACCGUAUGGGAGGAUGUGGUGCACAGAAAAUGCCAGGUGCUUUUUAGGACAUCCUGCUUCCCUGUCCUCAUCUGAUAGAACUCUGGUGUACACCUCGAGGAUGUGGGAGGAAUGUGGAAACAUCGUACCAUUAGAUUUCUCAAUAGUUUGGCUAUCCCUUUGGAAUUAGGAGAAAGUGAACCCAGAUAGUCGUGGGAGCCUGCAGAAUCUGCUGCCAGCAGUGCAACGGAGAACUGCAGGAGGUAUAUGGGAAUUCCUGUAGUUUUUAAGUGACUCCAGGACAAGGGACAAGGAUCCCUAUUAAUUUAAAGGAGAAUUUGGAUGCUGCACACCUCAGUCCCUGAGAAAUCCCUGGCUGGACAUGAAAUGAUGACAUUAGCGUCCUGGCCCAUCACUACAUUGCCUAAUUGAGUUGUGAUUAUCUGCUCUGACUUUUAAAAUGUAAGUUUGAUGUUUAACUAUUCCCCUUGAGCAAAUUUGGAUCAGAAAAUGGAAAUGUGUGACAAGAUCAAGAUCACUUUGUGGUUAUUAUACACAAUCUUCAAAAAAGGGAAUAGCCAACAAGUAACAUUUAGUAAUAAUUUGAAUACUUCUUACGCUUUGCCGGAUCUUUGGUUUUAAGGAGACAUGUAAAACAAGUGAAGCCUUUUCCUUCAUUACCCUGUGAAACUUUCACAGAGCCUGCCUCUUCAAUUGGCAGUGACAGUAUGGGCAUAGUAUGUAUCACUGGUGAUGCUGACAUGUCUCUUAGAUGCUCUGGGCUAGUGGUUCUGGGUUCCUUGACCUACAGAAUAGGAUUCCAUAGGCAAAUCUUUGAGCCCACGUGACUAUAGAAUUUGCCAAUGACAUAAUUUUACACACUAAUGAUAGAUAGGAAUUUUACCUCUUUUCAGUAGUUUAAUACCGUUUCAUAUUGUGUACAAAAAUGUUCACUCACCCAGCUAAAAACAUUGAGUAAACCCAAGGUUUUAAUAUAGACUGUCCUUGCCAUAUGAUACUUUCUCCCCACCUUAUAAUACACAUUUUUAAAUCCUUCAAAAUUCAUUCACAGCACUUCACCAUAUUUGGAGUCUGGGUAUUCUUCACUCACCCAUAAGAGAUAAACAAGGCUACUAGAGCUUGAAUGUGAUUUAUUUUAGGGAGUAAAAUUCUUGCCAUCUUUCCCAGGAAGGGAAAGCCCGUAGGACUUUUCAAAACUAUUUUCUUUUUAAAUGACUCACAAGAUAGGUAAGUUAGUUCACUAAGGUAAAAAGCAUUCAGAAAUAGGAAGAUCACAACACUGUGCCACCUGCAGCUCUGAAAUUGGAUUGAGUGAAUUGAACAAAGAAGAGAACAGAUCAGAGAACCCACGUGGAGUCCAUGCACUUCCUCCCUCCUGCACAGUUCUUGGUCCCCCUCCUGACUCCAUUCCUAAAAUUGCCAGUGUCGAUUUCAUUGGGCCAUUUGUUUACGAGUUUAACAGUUUUGGGGAAAAAAGAGGGAGGGGGAAACAUCUAGUUUUGACUAGAUAUAAUUCUUGAAAGUUAUGAACUCUUGGCAACUGUUACAUCAGAUUGAACCACAAACUAGAAGAAUUUUCUUGUCAAGCAAGACCAGUAAGGUAGAAUAGAGGACUUUAAUAAUCCCACAGUUUUCUCCCUUUCUCCUCCUCUUCGUGAAAUCAGAGUGAUGAGAAGUUGCUCUUUGAAAUACCUCCAAAGGUAUUGUAUUGACCUUUUCCCUCCAAGCAGCCCUCUUUAUGCAUUUUUGCUCAGGCAACCAAGGACAUAAGAGUAUUGGCAGAAACACGGAGUGCUUUUGUAUAGGCCAUCUGUACAUAAAAGUGUAAUUAUUUAUUUAAUUUUCCCAUUUGUAUCAUAUUAAAGCUUUGUACAGUGUUUUAAGUUCUGUUUUAAAAUUAUUUUGUAUUUUAUUUUUAUAAUCUAGUAAUAAAAUAUUCAUUCCGCAUGCAAA